This is a messenger RNA of Phragmites australis (common reed), 1977 nucleotides long. Its product is annotated as pyridoxal kinase-like. The transcript is spliced from 13 exons. Lineage: Eukaryota; Viridiplantae; Streptophyta; Magnoliopsida; Poales; Poaceae. The coding region runs from base 143 to 1600 and encodes 485 amino acids. Gene Ontology annotation, cellular component: cytosol. The record is from RefSeq and is a predicted model, not a curated record. Gene Ontology annotation, molecular function: pyridoxal kinase activity. Gene Ontology annotation, biological process: pyridoxal 5'-phosphate salvage.
AGGUCGGAGGGUAUCCCUGGACGUGAGCAGAGUGCAGGUUGUUACUGGGCCGAGGACACUAACAGUCCCAUGUGGGCCCAAUGUUACCUUAGGUACCCUUCGGCCCAUUCAACUAGGCCUCACAACGUGGGCUCAGGUCUUGAUGGGCCCAAACACGGCUCGUGGGCCCACCGAGCCCGAGCCCUGCUGGCCGGGCCCAAAUGGGAGGGGCCAGCCCACCUCAAGCCCCCGACGCUUCCCACGUGGGCCACCGCAUCAAGGAAUCCAGCCCGUCCGAUUCGCAAGGGACGGCCCAGCAUCGGGCCGUACGCCCCCAUCGCCAUCCACUCGUCCACGACCCCCGCGCUCAGCCGCCUCUGCCUCGCCGCCGACCGCCGCUCCCCUCGCCGCCGACCGCCGCGUGCUCCUCGUGGGGGAGGUGGGCCCCACGACCCUCCCCGCCUUUCUUCUGCAGGCGCGUAACGAAUACGACCUGCUGCUAGUGGUGAGCAUCAGAGGAGAGCGGAUUCGAUUGCUUCUCCUCUCGUCGUGCUUGAGUCUGACCGGAAGUGAUCCGUGCUUGGUGUGUUUCUGUGCUGUGGCCUGCUGCUGCUGCUGCUGCUGCUGCUGCUGCAAGGAGGGUUUCGUGCGGUCGCUGCUGCGGCGGAGGGCGGCGGUGCUGCAUCGGGCGAUGGCGCGGCCGCCGAUCCUGUCCGUUGCGCUGCCGUCCGACACCGGCCGCGUGCUCAGCAUCCAGUCCCACACCGUCCAGGGGUAUGUUGGCAACAAAUCAGCCGUAUUUCCCCUGCAACUUCUUGGCUUUGAUGUGGAUCCGAUAAACUCUGUACAGUUUUCUAAUCAUACAGGAUACCCAACAUUUAGGGGCCAGGUUCUCAAUGGCAAUGAGCUGUGGGACCUUAUUGAAGGACUGGAAGAAAAUGAAUUAUUGCAUUAUACACAUUUAUUAACAGGUUAUAUAGGUUCUGUUUCCUUUUUAAAUGCUGUGCUACAAGUUGUGGACAAAUUACGAUCAGUCAAUCCUGAUCUUACAUAUGUUUGCGACCCAGUUCUUGGUGAUGAAGGAAAACUAUAUGUUCCUCAGGAGUUAAUAUCUGUUUAUCAACAGAAGGUUGUCCCAGUUUCUUCUAUGCUUACACCUAACGAAUUUGAAGUUGAGCUACUUACUGGAUUGAGGAUUACCUCCGAACAAGAUGGCUUGACAGCUUGCAAUACCCUCCACAGUGCUGGACCACGGAAGGUGGUCAUAACUAGUGCGCUUAUUGAAGGCAGGCUGCUCCUUAUCGGAAGUCACAAAAAGACAGAGGAACAUCCGCCAGAACAAUUUAAGAUUGAGAUACCGAAGAUACCUGCAUAUUUCACAGGAACUGGAGAUCUAGCAACUGCUCUUCUAUUAGGAUGGAGUAAUAAAUAUCCUGAUAACCUCGAGACAGCCGCUGAACUGGCAGUAUCCAGUUUGCAGGCAGUCCUAAAAAGAACUGUGGAAGACUAUAAAAGGGCUGGCUUUGACCCAUCAACUAGCAGCUUAGAGAUCCGGUUGAUUCAAAGCCAGGAUGACAUUCGUAACCCAGCAAGGACAUGCAAGGCUGUGAAGUAUAGCUGAAUCCAUAGUAAUUGUGAGAAGCAUCAUGAAACUGGUACGUGAAAGUUGUUGUAGCUCAUGGAGAAGUGCUCUUAAGCCGAUUGUGGACUUCCGCAAGUAUACCAGGACUCCAACAAGUGCCUGCCUCCAGUUUUAUGAUCAUUGUUUCAACAUACUUUAUCGCUUCAGUUUUGGAAUACCGUUUCUAUUAUAUUAUAGUUCCAAAAUCACAAUGAAUCAAAUAUCAGAAAACAAGAAUAAUUAACACGCUGCUUUUGUUACAAUUUGUCAGAAUGUCAUGGGCAUAUCUCAUAGAUUGUACAAAUGGUAGAGGCAUAUUUGAAGUGCCAUUGCAUACAAUGAAUAAAUAGCAGUUGUUGUUGUUGUUGUUUUAGCAA